Molecule: messenger RNA, 815 nt
Organism: Syzygium oleosum
Lineage: Eukaryota; Viridiplantae; Streptophyta; Magnoliopsida; Myrtales; Myrtaceae
Product: mediator of RNA polymerase II transcription subunit 22b-like
Exons: 4
Coding region: 215-793 (192 amino acids)
Biological process (GO): regulation of transcription by RNA polymerase II
Cellular component (GO): mediator complex
Molecular function (GO): transcription coregulator activity
Source: RefSeq, a predicted model, not a curated record
UUUAUUUCAUAAGUAAAAUUUAUGUAUUAUUAUUUUUGGGAUUACUUGCCUAAUGAAAGAUUAGUCCUUUAUAACGACCUCCACGAUUUGGCUCAGUACUCGCAUCGCAGCCGUCCGACCUCCCUGCGCACCGUCGCCCUCCGGUGCUCGCCUCCGGUCCCUUAAACGACGAACCUCUCCCCGCCGCCUCCGCCAGGUCCGUUCUCUGUAGAUAAUGAACAGAGGAGGGGGAGCAGGAGCAGGACUAGGUAGUGGGAGUGGGCCCACGGCUGCAGCAGCAGCUGCAGCUGUCCAGAAGCAGAGGGUGCUCUUACAAAGAGUUGAAACCGACAUUGGCCACAUUGUCGACAAUUUCAGUCAGCUUGUGAAUGUCGCCAGAGUGAAUGACCCUCCGGUCAGAAACUCACAAGAAGCUUUCAUGAUGGAGAUGCGCGCAGCAAGAAUGGUUCAAGCGGCUGAUUCGCUGCUGAAAUUGGUAUCGGAGCUGAAGCAGACUGCCAUAUUUUCGGGAUUCGCAUCUCUGAAUGACCAUGUCGAACAGAGAAUCGUUGAGUUCAACCAACAAGCUGAAAAAUCGGAUCGAACAUUGUCUAGAAUUGCCGAGGAGGCAGCUGCCAGUCUCAAAGAGCUUGAAUCUCAUUACUACUCUUCGUCGCAGAGGACGACUCAUCCCACAGAAUCUUAUUGGAACAUGGCCGCGAUCUUGUGUAUUCUGGGAUUAUUUGGACUUGUUACUUUUCUUGAAGCUAACAACAGCUAUGUACAUUAUAUCGAGCUUCUAGGUAUUCUUUAAUUUUAGUUUUUAAUUAUAUGCU